AUGGGCGGCCAACUGUCCAAGAUGAUGGGCAAGAUCUUCGGAUCCAAGGAGAUGCGCCUCCUCAUGCUCGGUCUCGACGCUGCGGGCAAGACGACCAUCCUCUACAAGCUGAAGCUCGGCCAGGACGUCACCACCAUCCCCACCGUCGGCUUCAACGUCGAGACCGUCACCUACAAGAACGUCAAGUUUAACGUCUGGGACGUCGGCGGCCAGGACAAGAUUCGGCCUCUGUGGAGGCACUAUUUCAGCGGUACCCAGGGUCUGAUCUUCGUCAUCGACUCAUCCGACCGCGCGCGCAUCGAGGAGGCCAGGUCCGAGCUGCACCGCAUCAUCAACGACCGCGAGAUGAAGGACAGUCUUCUGCUCGUGUUUGCCAACAAGCAGGAUAUCAACGAUGCCAUGAAACCCCAAGAAGUCACCGAGGCGCUGCAGCUCUCCAAGCUCAAGGACAAGGUCUGGUACGUCGUGCCCAGCUGCGCCACCACCGGCGAGGGUCUGCUCGAGGGCCUCGCGUGGCUGUCGAACAAUGUCAAGGCCCCGUCUACGCCUGCGAAGAAAUAA
Molecule: messenger RNA, 561 nt
Organism: Verticillium nonalfalfae
Lineage: Eukaryota; Fungi; Ascomycota; Sordariomycetes; Glomerellales; Plectosphaerellaceae
Gene: ARF6
Product: ADP-ribosylation factor, Arf Arf6
Exons: 3
Coding region: 1-561 (186 amino acids)
Biological process (GO): intracellular protein transport; vesicle-mediated transport
Cellular component (GO): cytoplasm
Molecular function (GO): GTPase activity; GTP binding
Source: RefSeq, a predicted model, not a curated record